AUGAAGUCCUUCUUUCACCAUCUCAUCCUUCAGAGGACCUACAACCGCUUAGAAAUAGAAAUGACCACCAGAUCAUUUUCGGUUCCUGAAAUCAAAAUUUUUGCUCGAACCAUUUGGUGGUCAGCUGCCUACCCAACACAGCAAGGAUAUGCAGCAGCAGCGGCAUAUCCAACACAAGGUUACCAGCCAGGUGGUGGUUACACCAACUACGGUCACCAACCGUAUUAUCCUCCACCUCCACCUCCACCUCCACCUGCAGUUUCAAACAACAAUCAAACAGUCAUUAUUACGCAGAAUGCGCAAGAUGUGGUGACAGUAGAAAUGGCGAAUUACAUAUGCUUAUCUAUUUUUGCGAUUUUCCUGUUCCUACCGACUGGAAUUGUGGCUUUCCUCAAAGCACACGAAGCACAAAAUCAAUACCGAAUGGGGAAUAUCAACAGCGCAGAGGCGUUUAACUUAGAAGCCAGAAAAUUCAUCAGAAUUAGUGCGGUGAUACCAUGCAAAUAUAUAUAUCUAUCUAUCUAUCUAUCUAUCUAUCUAUCUAUCUAUCUAAUCUAA
Molecule: messenger RNA, 558 nt
Organism: Acanthosepion pharaonis
Lineage: Eukaryota; Metazoa; Mollusca; Cephalopoda; Sepiida; Sepiidae
Source: the annotation of a GenBank genome assembly